Molecule: messenger RNA, 903 nt
Organism: Lycium barbarum (goji berry)
Lineage: Eukaryota; Viridiplantae; Streptophyta; Magnoliopsida; Solanales; Solanaceae
Exons: 2
Coding region: 1-903 (300 amino acids)
Source: RefSeq, a predicted model, not a curated record
AUGGAUCCAAAAAGUGCACCAGGUCCAGAUGGAUUCAAUGCUAAGUUCUUCCAGAGUUGUUGGCAUGUAAAUUCCACUGACAUCACUCUAGCUAUGACUUCCUAUUUCUGUGGCACUCCCCUGCCCAGAUGGAUCACUCAUACUUGUAUUGUUUUGAUUCUUAAAGUCAGUUUUCCUCAACAUCUCUCUGAAUUGAGGCCUAUCAGUUUAUGCAAUGUAGUCAGCAAAAUCUUUGCCAAAGUUCUUAAUGUCAGAGUUAGCAAAGUCCUUCCUGACCUGAUAAGUGCUUACCAAAGUGGAUUAACUAAAGACAGAUCAAUUACUGACAAUAUUCUCUUGGCUCAAGAAAUUAUUCAUGACAUUGAGAAGACUAAUGAAGAGGAUAAUGUGGCAAUUAAAAAGCUAAAUGAUAUUAUUGCCAACCCCAAUUUCAAGAAUUUCUACAUGCACAAAAGGGGUCCUGUGAUUAAUCAUCUAGCUUUUGCUGAUGAUGUUAUACUUUUCUCCAGCGGUGAUGGAACUUCUCUCAAGCUUCUUAUGGAUACACUCAAUACUUAUGAGGCUAUCUCUGGCCGGUUGAUCAACAAAAGGAAGAGUGGUUUAGUUCUAGCCUCCAAUGCCACUAUAGACGAUAUCAGGAGGGUGGAGGAGAUCACUCAUAUGGAGCACAAAUCUCUUCCAAUCAAAUACUUGGGUUGCCCUCUCUAUGUUGGCAGGAAAACUAUUUCUAUGUUCUCUGAAAUUGUUGGUAGAACAGUGAAUAGAAUAAAUGGUUGGCAUACUAAGUUGUUAUCUCCAGGAGGGAAAGUUGUGCUUAUUAGACAUGUAUUAUUGGCUCUCUAUGUGCAUCUCCUAGCAGUUAUACACCCUCCUAAAGGGAUACUACUUCAAAUUGAAAUAUGA